AACCGCAUCGCCUCCUCAAACGAGCAGGUCUUGUCGAAGCAGAAGCAUUGGCUGAGAUCUCGUUCUCUCUUCUUCUUCUCCGGCCAUCUUUUCUUGCUUUGUUUCCCAGCCAUUGAAUUCGAAGUAUCCCAGUAUCACAUGUUCAGCAUAAGACGAGGAAAGAGAGGCAAAGAAAAUACCUUAAACAAAGCAAGGUAUUUUCGGACAUCGGCCAAUGAUUGCUGUUGGGCUUUCAGCUUCUCCACGAUGGCUGUUGGCACUGAGGGAAGGAAGAGGAAGAGGAAGGUCGAGCGACCGGGUGCUGAUGACCGACUCAGGCCUCACAUGCCAGUCAAGAAGGCGAUAGAAUUGGUAAAGAACAGCCUUUCCGCUCCCAUGGAAUUGCCUACCUCCCUUUACGUCGAAGCCGAUGACCCCGAUUUCCCCAGAGGUGGAGGGGUCGUUCCGAGUCCGAAUGAGGAGGCAGAGGCUCGGAUGGAAGCGGAAGACGUGUUUGAAAGGGGGAAGAAGGAUUCGAGGAAGAAGGCCAAGACGGGGAAGAAGGGGUCGAAGAGACCGCCAGCGGAUAUUGAGGAUGAUUUGAGUUCUUUUUUCGGCAAUGAUGUUAGGUUUGAUCCCGAGUGCCCUUUAAGGGAGCUCAAAAUUAGUGCUUCUGAAGAGAGGCUACUGAAGGAUGACAUUCCAAGAACAGAAGAUGAAAUUGAGAAAUUGGUUAGGGUCUCCUAAUUGUAGUUUUGUCUGGAUAAAGUACAUGGCUUAUAUACUCUCUCUGGCAGAUAUUGAGAAAGCACGCUCCAUUGCUGAAAGGGAUCUGUUUGGGUGAUGAGGAAGUAAUUCAUGCCUUAUUUUAGAGGGCAACAUGCUUAAGUUUGCCACCCAAAAAAAUGAAGUUCCUGUUCACAAAGUAUCUUAACUAUGAAAAAGCCCAUGGUGACGAAGACCGGGUUGAACAUGUCAAGCGGAAGGCAAUGGAAUAUGCCGAGAGCUCUCUUAUUUGAUUUAGACACUUACACAAGUUACAAUCUACGUGCUGUUAAUGUGGAGAAAGUCAACCGGAUCUGUGACAAAGCUUUCCUGCAAGGUACUUGAGGAUCUUCACAACCUGCCUUUGUGGAUUCAGCCAAUUCUUUACCAGAAGAGUCUGCUAUGAAGUUUGCAGUUGCAGCAGCCAGUUCACAAAUGUAAAUGUCUGCGAAGAAGGUAUCCAGAUCCCCUUGUGAAUGGCAGUUGACAGAAAUGUAAUUUUCGAUAGCAGCAAAGCCUCCGUAUCAACUGUUUGAGAUCUUAUCUACAUCCUGAGAGUUUCGUUUCUGGAAAUUUGAUUUCGAAUUCUUCUGUAAUUCCGGGAAGUGUACUUACAAGUUAAUUCGUUAAGACGACAAACGUUUUAACAAGAUAGAACAUAUUUAUGUUCA
Musa acuminata AAA Group (dessert banana) is the source of this 1415-nucleotide messenger RNA. RefSeq names its product rRNA biogenesis protein RRP5-like. The transcript has 5 exons. Bases 139 to 726 code for a protein of 195 amino acids. The record is from RefSeq and is a predicted model, not a curated record. Lineage: Eukaryota; Viridiplantae; Streptophyta; Magnoliopsida; Zingiberales; Musaceae.